Messenger RNA from Naegleria lovaniensis, 678 nucleotides. RefSeq lists its product as uncharacterized. The record is from RefSeq and is a predicted model, not a curated record. Bases 1 to 678 code for a protein of 225 amino acids. Lineage: Eukaryota; Heterolobosea; Eutetramitea; Acrasida; Naegleriidae. The transcript has a single exon.
AUGAGAGUGGCUCACUUUUUCGCACUUUUAGUUCUAGUUGUUUUUAUGGGUUGCAUUGUGGAAUGCCAACAACCUGCAACACCUAUUUGGCCACCCACUUUCAAAGCCACCUUCACAGAGAGGUUACAAAUAUUCAAGUGGCUUUCUCCUUCAACGACCAAUGGAACUUAUUAUUAUGAUGCUGCCAACAAUAGGCAAAGAAUUGAUAGAGCGGAUGGUGCUCAUGAUCGAUAUUGUGGAACCGUUCAUUUUGGUACAAACACUCCAUGCACACAUCUUGUAGUUGAGGAUAAGAGAUAUUUGGUUUUUCCUGAAUUGAAGAGUUGUUGCAUGUGCUGCACGAGUGAGAAUGGAUGUGGCGUUUUGAGUAGAGAUUGGCUUAAAAACGCAACAUACAUUGGACAAACAGUUUACAAUGGAUAUCACGUGAACCAAUGGGACAAAGAAGGACUUCAACACAACUAUUACUAUGAAACCAUUGGUGUUGUUAAACCAAUUGCCAUCGAUCAACAACCAAAUGAUUUGAUGGUGUUCAAUGCAAACAGCUACAGUGAGGCAAAACAAGACAGUUCGUUGUUUGCCAUUCCUUCGUAUUGUAAGGAUGAGAGUACUGGCUCUGAUCACAAAUGCCCAUUCUUCUCAAUUUGCACCAUUGCAGCUCAACAACGCAUUCAUUAA